Messenger RNA from Closterium sp. Naga37s-1, 4137 nucleotides. The record is from the annotation of a GenBank genome assembly. Lineage: Eukaryota; Viridiplantae; Streptophyta; Zygnematophyceae; Desmidiales; Closteriaceae.
AUGGAGGCCGACCCGAAAGCCGGCGAAGCGGCGCCGACCGUGCACGACUUCCCUCUGUAUCUCGACCUCGGUAGUGGACUCACUGCCAAGCUCGAGGAACACGACUACGCCGUCCUCGUAGACCAUAGGCUAGAGUUCAACGCCCGUUGCUUGGGAUUCGGCAUCGACAUCGCACCGCUUCCAGGAGCACAUUGCAGCAUCGUUGUCAUCCUGUACCCCGGCGACCUGUUGAAGGGUGGGGGGGAGAAGAUCAGGACCUCGAUCCGGCACUUUGACCCGCAGACCGUGAAGCAGUGGCACCGCGACGAGGCGAUCCGCGUGCUGAAGUUUUUCCGGGUGGCGGUCCUGGCCGAGCUUGGGUGCGAUGGUAGGAAGUGGGAGUGGGCGAAGCCUUCCGAUGAAGAGGUGGAGGACAGGCUCGCCGACUGCGAUCAACCCGUUCGAGAUAAAGUGCCCGACGCCGUCCGGGACGGGGACGCGGGCUCCGGCCUGCUAGCAAUGAGCGCGUUGUGCUGGGUGGUGAGGAGGAUGGAUCUCCUGACCGGCGCCAUCCGUCGCAGUGAGACCAGCAUGGACAAGGUCAACGUUUCGGGGUUGAAGGGGCUGCGGAAUGGGAUGAUAACAUUCGUCAAGGAGCACGUCGCUCUCAAACGGUCGGGCCAUGUCGGAGUUGCUGCCGACGCCUGUGACGACGACGGCGAGGAGGCCCCUUUGGCAUCCACAGCAAUAGGUGUCGCCUACACCGUCGAUGAUGCGCGUGGGACUUCGAUCGGAGAGCCCGGAGGCGGCGUCGACAAGGAAGAUGAGGAGGCGGGAAGGGCGGUGACUGGGACCGCGGAGAAGAACCAGGAGGAUAACGAGGAUCAGGAAGAGGACCAUGAGGAUCGUGAGGAGGAGGAGGAGGAGGAGGAGGAGGAGGAGGAGGAGGAGGAGGAGGAGGAGGAGGAGGAGGAGGAGGAGGAGGACGACGACGACGACGACGAGGAGGAGGAGGAGGAGGCGGAGGAGGCGGAGAAGCAGCAAGAGGGGGAGCAGGAGGAAGAGGUCGAGUGGGAGUUGGAGGAAAUGGAGGUGGAGUACGUAGAGGGAGCGGCGGAAACGGCUGGGAGGUCGGCAGAUGUUGUGAACAAGGGAGGGGAGGAUGCCGACGAGGAGAAAGUCGGCGUGGAGGAGGCUCACGGGGGGGGUGAGAAGGUCGUGGUCGGCGAUGUGGAUGGCGACGCGAAGGAAGUUAUCGACCUCGAGGUCGUUGGAGAAGGGGAUAACGCCGCGGCCACGAAGCAGACGGGCGUGGAAGCGCCUACCGAGACCACCGCAGGGAAGGCCGGGGGGGAGCGGUCUAGGGUGAAGAAGGCGGCGCGCGGUCAUCCCGGUUCCUCCGCAUCUGGUCGGCAGGCACCGCUGGACGUCGUCGAGCAGCUGCGACAGGAGAACAGGCGAUUGACGGCAGAAAAUGCCCGUAUGGAGAAGGCGCUCGAAGAUGAAAGGGGUCGGGUGGACAGGUUUGUGUUGGGGAUGCGGGGACUCCUCGACAAGCUCCAGUCGUUGGCCGACCAGGUCGCCGUCUCCGACCAUAAUGCGGCGAAACGGCUGCUAGAUGCGACGUCGGCCGUGUCGACAACCAUCACGGACAACAUCACCAACCACAUGGACGAAUCGUGGAAGGCGAUGAAGUCCUUCGCCGAAAAGGCGUCGACGUGGUUGGCGGAAAUCGACGGUCCGGAGGGAAGUAUGGCAGUUGAACGCGCAAAAGCGGUCGCCACCUUGGGCAACCACGUGGAAGCGGUGGUGGACGAUGCAAAGCUGGGUUUGGAGGACUUCAUCUCGAAGCACCUAGCCGCCGCGCAGGCCAACAUUGCCGCCGCGGUAACUCGCACCAUCGCCGUGCCGCCGCCGCCCCCGCCGCAGCCCACGCCAGCCUUCCCGGACGAGCUCAUGAAGUCGUUCAAGGCGGACGUGUUGAAGGCGGUGACGGAGGCCACCCAGCAGUCGUUUGUUGCGUCCGGGUUAAAGCUCAUGACCGAGGUGAUCGGCAAUGUGGCGGCUGGUCGGCGUGCGUCGUCGCCAUCGGCCAAUGACGCCGAUCCCGCGCAACGAAGGGAGGCCGACAAGCAGGGCCGGAAAAGGGCGGGCGGCGGAGAUGAUGCAGGGAGCGUGAAGCGGAGCAAGGGAGCCGAUGGAGGCCGCGGCGUCGGCGCGGUGGGUCCAGGCGGCUCGCGGACUCGAGGUCAGAGCGUGGCCGACCAGCUCAAGAAGAACGGGGCCAAGGUGAUAAGGUCGCACAGCAAGGGCAAUGGAAUCGGGAGUGCAGAUGGGGGCCAUGCCGACGAGGUUGCCGCACAAGACGGCGGGAAAGGCUUGAGCGACAAGGAGAUCCCAACCGCUCAAACGGCGAUAGAUGGCGGCGCCAGAACCGUCAAGGGACCGUCUGUCGGGGUCGCGGGGACCACGUCGAUUCCCCGAAAACCCCAUGCGGCUAGCAGCGCGCCGGUCGGCCCGUCAGCCGCCAACAACGAUGGGCCGGCCCUUGUGGCUACUCCAGCUGCAGUGGGCCCGUCUGCCGCCAAGGGCGACGCGAAGGAUGCUGCGGCUAACCGCGACGGUCCGUCCGCCUCUAAGGUGCCCGCAGCGGCGAACGCGCUCAGGGAAAUGCUCCACCGCAUGGAGGCCCAUCGCAAGGACGUGCAGCAGCCUCCCUUGGUCGAUGCCGCCCCCGCCGAAGCAGCACGUCGCACGGUCACUCCGCAGACUCGGCCGGAAGCCGGCUCAAGCGCGACGCCGACGUCGGUAAACGAGGCGGCGGAGAAGGGCGUGAGGGCAGCGCUAGCCACCGGCGGCGGAGCCGUUGACCAUGCACAGGCAUCGAUAGGCCACAACGACGCCGACAUCGCUGCCAUCCAGAACCUGUUGGAAUCGGUAAAACGCCCCGGGCACCCCGCUGCUCUGGCCAUCUCGGACACGGCGCAUGUGGAGCCCUUGGCGAAUCCCCCCGCUGGUUCAGCGGAGCCAAAGACGACCACUGAUGCUGUCGGCGAUGGAGAGUCGAAACGGAAGGGGAAGGCCGACACAGUGAAAGGGAGGGCGAGCUCUCAGAGGAAAACACGGGCGAUGUCGGCCGAGACAGGGAGGGAUAAGGCGAAGGAGAAGUCGGUGGAGAAAGGGAAGGAGAAGGCGGAGGAGAAGGAGAAGGAGGAGAAGGAGAAGGAGAAGGAGAAGGAGAAGGCGGCGGAGAAGGAGAAGGAGAAGGCGGCGGAGAAGGAGAAGGAGAAGGCGGCGGAGAAGGAGAAGGAGAAGGAGAAGGAGAAGGAGAAGGAGAAGGAGGAGAAGGAGAAGGAGAAGGAGAAAGGACGGAAGGGUCAUGGCAUCCGCCACGACAACUCGGGCGACGGUCUUGGGUUCGAUGACAUUCUCGGCCAGUAUCGAGCGUACAAGAGCUCAGGCGAUGCGCACCACGACGCGCUCUUGCCGGCGAUCUGGUUCCCCGUCGAUGCCGUCACAAAGGAAGGCCAGGAGAAGUCGGAUGCUAUGAUGUCGGCCAUGAUAGGUCGCGUGUCCAUGUGCGCUGCGUAUGGGAAGGUCGCUGCGAGCGCGGCGAGGAAGGAGGGAGACACUGAUGAGAAGACGGCGAUGGCGGCACAGGCGUUAUCGGCCUCCGCUUGCGCCGUGUGGUGCUUAGUCGAGAACGACGACGCCCAGGUGGUCGAUGCUGUGGGCAAAGGGAAGGCGGCGGCGAUGGUGGUCGGUGCGAGCGAGAAGACCGCCGGUGUCUUCAAGGAGGUCAUGCAGGCGGUGCUGGAGGCCGAGAUCGACCGGGAGCAACCCCUGGGGGAGGUUGCGCACAACGUCGCGCCGGCGCUGCAGAGUCUCGCUCUGCACCGGGUCUACCCGGGGGUGGAUCAUGAAGUCGAAGCCGACGUGAUUGCUAGAGUGACAGUGGAGACAUUGGCGUUCUGGGGAAUGUGCCCCGUCGCCGGGCCGAAACUCGAAAAUAUCGGCAUCGCGGUGCCGUGUGACGCGCAGAUGGAGUACGACAUUGAACACAGGGGGAGGAAGGGGCAGAGAGGCAAGCAGGGCAAGGACAGCACGGGGAAGAAGGGGAAGAAGGGCAAGAAGGGCAAGGACAGCACGGCGGCGUAG